AUGCUGGCCUCAGUCACUCACGACUCACGCCCUCUCAUCUGCAGUGGACCGGUGGACUACAGCCGCCUGCCCGAGACUGUGCAGUACCUGAGGAGGACUCAAGGAGUGCUGAAGUGGAGAGCCAGGCCCGGACUGGACUGCUGGCUCUCAGAGAGGCGCUUCUGGAACAGGCUUCGGUAUCACAUGCCUCCAGAGUCGUCAGGAAGGAGCCGGGCUGGGCCUAGAGUAAUGGCCCAGUCAGAGUUAGUCGAGUCCAAGUCCCUCACAAGUCUCAAAGUAGAGUCUGAGACGAGCUCUCAGGCCUGGACAGAAUGCGGGGUCACACUCUUGGACAGACCUGAAUAUUGUGGCUGA
Molecule: messenger RNA, 354 nt
Organism: Knipowitschia caucasica
Lineage: Eukaryota; Metazoa; Chordata; Actinopteri; Gobiiformes; Gobiidae
Source: the annotation of a GenBank genome assembly